GGCGGUAGAAGGAGAGGCGGUUGUGAGGCUCGUGGUGGUGCCGGAGGCUGGGAGGCCCUAGGGGCGCGGAGACUAUCGGGGAAGGGGGAGGGAAGACAGCAGCAUGGCGGCCGGGUACGAGCCGCCCAACCCUCCCCUUCAUCACUGUCGCCGCGGCCGCGGCCGGGGUCGCUGGGACCCUUCGGUCUGUGUGUGUGAAUUGUAAGCCCGCCGCCCGUCCGUCUGUCCUCUGGCCCUUCUCCCUCACCGCCACUGCCUGCCCGAGGGUCGGGACGGCCGGAUCUCUCCUACCAACCCACCAGCGCACGGUUCGGGGCCAUGGAGGACGUGAAGCUGGAGUUCCCCUCCCUCCCGCAGUGCAAAGAAGACGCCGAGGAGUGGACCUACCCUAUGAGACGUGAGAUGCAGGAAAUUUUACCUGGAUUGUUUUUAGGCCCAUACUCUUCUGCUAUGAAAAGCAAGUUACCUAUGUUACAGAAACAAGGAAUAACCCAUAUAAUAUGUAUAAGACAAAAUAUUGAAGCUAACUUUAUUAAACCAAACUUUCAACAAUUAUUUAGAUACUUAGUCUUGGAUAUUGCAGAUAAUCCAGUUGAGAAUAUAAUACGUUUUUUCCCAAUGACUAAAGAAUUUAUUGAUGGGAGCUUACAAGCUGGAGGGAAAGUUCUUGUCCAUGGAAAUGCGGGGAUCUCCAGAAGUGCUGCCUUUGUUAUUGCAUACAUUAUGGAAACAUUUGGAAUGAAAUACAGAGAUGCAUUUGCUUAUGUUCAAGAAAGGAGAUUUUGUAUUAAUCCUAAUGCUGGAUUUGUCCAUCAACUUCAGGAAUAUGAAGCCAUCUAUCUAGCAAAAUUAACAAUACAGAUGAUGUCUCCACUCCAGAUAGAAAGGUCACUAUCUGUCCAUUCUGGUACCACAGGCAGUUUGAAGAGAACACAUGAAGAAGAAGAUGAUUUUGGAAACAUGCAAGUGGCAACUGCACAGAAUGGCUGACUCAAGAUACAUUAUGUAGAGGAUGUUGAUUUCUGUUUGGGAAAGAGAAAAUGGUAACAACACAAGCAGUUUCUUUUCAAUUAUAUGUUGCUUCCAGGUAUCUCUGCAACUUCAUGAACAACAUUUUGAGAUGUUGGGACUUCCAUAAUAGAUGGCACUGGUAAUGGUUUUACUUUUUUCUUUCUUUUUUUUUUUGAACUUUACAUUUUAUUAUUCUAAACCAAGAAUUUUGGACUUGCAAAAGAGGUAUUAUUGCAAUAAUGCACUUUUCAUACUUGAAAUUUAUUUGUAUGAUAUUGUUAUUACUUUAAAAUGCAAUUUAGGGGAUUUGUUUAUAAAAUCUGGGUAAUUUAUAACAAGAAAUUCCUAAAAGUUUCCUAAAAAUUAAUUUUGUGUUCUAUAUAUUGCAUUUAAAAAUAAUAUUACAGUAAAAUUUUAUGAUAGAGCCUCUUACAGAAACAUUAACAAAUUAAACUUCUUGAUCUCUUAAUAUUUAAAUCAUGACACUAGCUAGCUAUCUUUAACAUUAUCCAACUAUUUUUUUUCUAUUACCACCCUAAUUUUCUUAUUCUCUAGGUAGAAAAAAACAGGGUUUAAUGAACAAAAAGAUGCUUUUCUUUAUAGAUGCUCAAAACAAGUUUUUUCUUUAUUUCUUAAAAGCCAAAUGUUAAUGCCUUUUCUUUAAAGACUUGCUUAUUAGCCUUUUUUUUUUUGCCCAAACAAUUCUAACUAGAAUAUAAUAAACUGUAAUGUAGCACUAUUUUUUCCUAAAUUCAUCCCCCAAAAGAAAAGUGCCUUGUGUCUUCAAAAAUAAUUUUCAUGACCUCUAAAUUAGAAUGUAGAGCAGCAAAGUUUUAAUAUUGUAUGUAAUUUUUCCAUAAUUAGUUGAAACUGAAAGCAUGAGGUUUAAAGUAAUCUAUAAAUUAUUUGAAAUAUGGAAUAUUUACCCAUUUUAUGUUGUCUUAAUGAUUCUGUGAGGUUGCUCUGGCUCAGAACAAAACGUUUUUUAUAAAUGCAUCUGUUGGGGAAAAAUGAUUUAUGGGAUGUUAGAAUACUUUGUUUCACUCGGUUUUUUACAUUGAAUCUAAAUCCCCCCCCCCAUAAGUUGCAUCAGCAAAGUCACUUUAUGGAUUCUUGACCUAUUUUUAUUUAUAUAUGUAAAAAUUCUAAGAAAAGAAUUUUUGAAGUACAAUGUAAGGGAGGAGAGGAGUGUUUUUAACUUUUUAUAGUUGAUUUAGGGUAGCACAAAAUUCCUUUGUAUUUCACUUUUCUCUAUCCUCUCUUGAGGUGCUUUACUGAUAGGAAAAUUUCCUUAUGUUCCAUUAGUACCAGGGGCACUAUGCAAGGUACACCAAGUUACUUGCUUUGCUUUCCUCUGUAAGAUGUAAGUUACAGCUUUUUAAAAUUCAGCAUAGUGGAAGAAUGAAAAUGCAUUAAAAUUGUUUUGUUAAUUAAGAGUUUAUUCCUGUUGGCCUAGGUGGUAUUCUUCUGAUUUUUCCCUUUCCUUGCAAUAUUUUACCAUCCUGAAAACAACAUAUUGUGGUCUAUUCUGUUCUGUGAUUAGGUCAUUUGGUGUGGUGAUAUAGUAAAUUUGCAUUGAGUGUUUAGCAAUUCCAGUUAGUGUGGUGCAGUGCCAGAUAACACAGUUUAUCUGUGUAUAGAUCACUGUUACAUAGGUCAGCAAAGGUCUUUCUUGCAAUCUAAUAAUCUAUGAUACUUUGUUCAUCAGAAAUUUUGCCUAAAGGAAUCAUUAUUUAGGUUUUUUAAAUGAGACAGUUGAUACUUUAAAAAUUAGUUUAAUACAUGUGUCCUUUCUAGUAGCUGGCCAAAAAAAUACAGAUUUGGUUAUCCAUUACUGUAUACUUGGCAGUUUUCCACUUUUUCUAAUAACCACUGUAAUUUUUAUGUUGUCACUAAAGUGCCUACCCAGCACUGUAUUAAAGACUGUCUUUCACAAACACUAGAAAAAGGGGGCUGUUAUCUUGAGCACAUUAUUAAUGUGAACAAAAUGUUUAUUCUUUAUAUAAGAACUGAAAGGUUGUUUUAUCUUAUAUUUGUUCUUCCAUUUAAUGUUUGAUUACCUCUUCAGGUAGCUCUUUCAUUCUUUUAUUUGGUUUGAUUCUGUAAUUCUUUUAUUUUUACUGAUGUUUUGUAAUAGCUACAAUGCAUUUAACCGAUCAUGAUUUUUUUCCUAGGAUAUUUUAAUAAUGUAAGGAUGACAUAGCACCCAGUUUUGAACAUUAUAUAGUCUGGGCAAAGAAUUUAAAAUGAAAUUGCUUUAAAAACUUACUGUCCAUUUUGAAAGUAUGUAACUUUAUUGGAAAUAUUCAAGCUGGAGUGGCAGUAUUCAAAUUUUGUUUAAUUCAUAUUUUUUAUCUAUUAGAUGUUUAACAGCAGUUACCUUUAUUUGUAUCUACCACCAUAUAUGGGGAAAUGUUAAACCGUGAUAGCUUUUACUACCAACAGUUAACUUUUAGAGCAGAAUAUUGUUGGGGUGGGGAGGGGUUGUGCUUCAUCUGAGUUUAGAAUGUCAGAAAAUGUUAAGCAUGUCUUUUUAAAGAAAAAUUGAAGUUUCUAACUAUCUUAUUACCAUAAUUCAAGCAAGUUAGAAGUAUUUAACUGCAAUCUUGAAUUAUAAAGUUGGGGUUUAUAUAUAAGUAGCUCAACUUGAUGUACAGUAAAUCAGCAGUUACCUGGCGGAUUUUUUUUUAAACUGGUUCAGUCCACAAUUCCAUAACAAACUUAGCUUCACUUCAGUAUUUACUUUAUAUCUUUGUCCAUUCAACAAUGUUCCAAUAAUGAAAUGAUAGGAAGUUGCUGAGAAUUAGUACAAGAUUUUAUUUUUUUAUUGAUUAGAGAAAUAGUGUUUAGGAUCUUUGAAUGCUGGACUUGUUUUUCUUCCUUUUUUUUUUUUUUUUUUUAAUUUGUCUUACCCAUUCAUGGCAGCUAAAAAAGAAAUCACUCAAAAUAUUCAGGUUUACAUGCUAGCUCUCUUGCAUAGGGAGUUGUCAUACCUCACAGUUCAAAGUGUAUUCUAUAGAUCAGUAACAUACUGACAUGUAAUUGCAAUUUACUAUGCAGCAAAAAUGAUUCAAGAAGAAAAAUAACCUAGUGUCUAACUUUGUAUAGGCAAAUACUUAAGUUACUCUAAUUUUAACAUUUGUACUUGGAUAAAAUGCUUAUGUAUGUGUAAGAAUGUCAAUGCAAGAUGCUGCUAGCCCAGGCACAAAGUAUUAAAGUUAUUUUGUGAAGAUUGUUGGUUGUAUUAAAACUGUUGUGCCAUUAUACCUCAAAAA
Erinaceus europaeus (western European hedgehog) is the source of this 4286-nucleotide messenger RNA. It is a transcript of the gene STYX, whose product is annotated as serine/threonine/tyrosine interacting protein. Gene Ontology annotation, cellular component: nucleoplasm; cytoplasm. The coding region runs from base 319 to 990 and encodes 223 amino acids. NCBI's taxonomy places the organism in Eukaryota, Metazoa, Chordata, Mammalia, Eulipotyphla, Erinaceidae. The record is from RefSeq and is a predicted model, not a curated record. Gene Ontology annotation, molecular function: protein tyrosine/serine/threonine phosphatase activity; F-box domain binding. The transcript has 11 exons. Gene Ontology annotation, biological process: regulation of ERK1 and ERK2 cascade; negative regulation of protein binding; protein dephosphorylation.